AUGUCUGAUGGUGCCCCUAACAAGACUAGCAUCCAAAUAAAUGACGGGAGCGAAUCGGUGCCUCCCAACGAGCGAGACAGGGUAAUCAGAACGAACUCGAUUGGCAAAACGGUGGAACAUGAGGACCCCCAAGAAGAAUCACCACCGUAUGGACGAUGCUACAGCGAUGUGAGCGGCUAUUUAUCCCCCGAGUCGUUUUCCCGCUUCGGGAGUGUAAGCGGCACAAAUGAGAAUCUCUACUGGAGCGGCAAAAGUGACAACGAUGUGGAUGAGGCCACCGACGGGGGGGGCACUUCCCCGGGUGUGACCCCUGCGGGUGGGACUCCUGCCGAUGUGACCCCUGCGGGUGGGACCCCUGCCGAUGUGACCUCUGCUGAUGGCUCUUCCGCCGACGCCUCUUCCGCUGACGCCUCUUUUGCCAAUGGUGCUUCUUCCGACGCCUCUUCCGCUGACGCCCGUCGAGGGGCCCACCCGAGUGGCAAUGACGCGGAGAACCUUCCCAGCCAGCAGGGCGGCGAGAACCUAAAAACGCACAGCCUUGGCCUGGGACUCCGAAACAGCAAUAAAAAGAGCCUCCCCAAAAAGGAGAUGAAAAACGUCAUGGGCUAUAACUACUUCACACUAAGACAGCAACUGAUGAAAGCAGACGACUCGAAGAUUUUAAAAAACAUCCCCCUGAGCAUAUUUGUGGGGACGUGGAAUUGCGAGUAUUUUGACUUCUCCAAAGAAUGCCAUAAUGAAAAGAAAAUGUUCACUUCUAAUUACCUUAGUGAAAACUGCAACGAGGACAUGUAUUCUUUAAGGGAAAGCGAUCGGUACUCGGUUAGGUCUAUGACGCCCUUUUUGUCUGUUAAGGCGCUGGGGAAUUGCAAGAAUGUGGGGGGUUCCUCUACCGUGCAGUCUUCCCCAAAUGGUGAUAGCAGGAGUGCAAACUGCUCCUAUGAGGGAAUCUUCGAUGGACAGCUACGAACUCCGCAGGAAGGGGCAGAAGAAAGUGUAAGCAGCCCCCCACCCAUUGGAGUCAUCCCAUGUGAUGAUAUCGAAGCGGGGAAAGUAUCACCCAGUAGCCUCAAAGGGGUAGACAAAAUACGACCCACAGGAGGAGACGAUUCAUCAAGCGAAAUGGACAAUUGGGAAAAAGGCAAAACCUUUUGUAAAGGCGCAAAAAAACCCAGCGAGGGUAACAACAAACUGCGCGCAUCCCUCCGAGAUGGAGGCAUCCCAAAUGAAAGAAUAAAAUUUAAGAGUCAGCUCACACACGGAAUAGCUAAUAGAAUCACGUGGGUUAAACGAUUAUCACGGCAUAACAUUCGUAAGGAAGACUCCCCCUCCAAUGAGAGCAACCCUUAUUGUAUAUCCCCUAAUCGAAAAAAGGCAGUUAACAAAACGCCAACGAUGGGGGUCCCGAAGAGGGUGCCAGGGGGAGAUCCCGCAAAAGCUCAAACGGAUAAGCCAAGAAGGACACAGAUAGAUAGACCGAGACGCGCCCAAAUAGAAAAGCUAAGACGAGUGGACCUAAACGAAAGAGAAAAAAGCAACUAUCACUUUUCCGAACUAAGGGAAAACUAUUCUAAUAGGAGGCCAUCCAAAUUGAGAGAGAAACAAAUAUUCUCUACUUGGAUUCAACCCCACUACGACAUCUACAUCAUUUGUCUACAGGAGUCCAUCUCUGAUAACAUCAUCGAGUGUUUGUCUCGCCAUUUGAAGGAGAUAAAUCAAGAGACCUACAAAUUUUUACCGCUAGACGAUUGCAAACUGUCUGGGUAUGGGGAUGGGGCGUUUCUUCAAAUGAAGUCUACCACUAUAGCUGCCUGGGUGAGGGCGUCAAAAUUGUAUCCAAAUGGACCCGUAAAAUUAUGCGCCUCUAAAUCUAUAGCCUUUAACAAAAUAAAUAAUAGCAAAGGGUGCGUAUCUAUCCUGUUUAACAUUUUUAAUCAAUUCAUCUUAUUCAUCGGUUGCCACAUGCCAGCGAAGGACCAGGAGAUAAGACAGAAAUCGAGAGAGUUCAUUCUUACCAAGCUGAGUGAAUUCUUCAGUAACAGAAUUACCUCCAAUUUUAAAGAAGUCUUUCAUCAUGUCAUUUGGAUGGGAGAUUUCAACUUUAGGGUUCAGGGGAUACACCUUGACGAAGCUGUACAUUGCUUGCAGACUAACAAUUUGAAGGAGCUCCUAAAAUAUGAUGAGGGGAACUCUGCCUACUCGUAUGAUCUAUCCAUAAGCUUUCAGGAACUCCCCAUCUGCUUUCUCCCCACUUAUAAGAAGAACGGCAACCGCCCAGUCAUCAACCGGGACGAUGCCAACUGGGUGCAGAAGGAGUACAAGCUCGUCCACAACAUCAAGUGGUACAAGGGCGGCCGCCAGGAGUCCCGCAUCCCCUCGUGGACGGACCGCAUCUUCAAAUGGUCGUGCGAGAAAACGAGGAGCUGCCUCAUCUUCGUGCCCAACUCCUACCUUUCGCCCCUACCGGAGGAGCAAAGCAUCCUCAUGGCCAGCGACCACAGCCCCGUGUCCUGCUGCUUCCAAAUGUACAUGAUGAAGAACGAAAGGGAAAUCCCCUUGACCAAGGUCACGCUUGCCAAGUCGAUUGAGGGUUCUCCCGCCGAGUAUUCGUAA
Messenger RNA from Plasmodium vivax (malaria parasite P. vivax), 2613 nucleotides. Its product is annotated as endonuclease/exonuclease/phosphatase domain containing protein. Bases 1 to 2613 code for a protein of 870 amino acids. The transcript has 3 exons. Gene Ontology annotation, molecular function: phosphatase activity. Gene Ontology annotation, biological process: phosphatidylinositol dephosphorylation. Lineage: Eukaryota; Apicomplexa; Aconoidasida; Haemosporida; Plasmodiidae. The record is from RefSeq and is a predicted model, not a curated record.